UGGCACGGCAAAACCAGACUUGAGUCCCCCGAACUAGAAAUUCUGAGUGGAUCCAGAUCCGAUUCCGAGAAGUCGAAGCACUGCUACUCCAAAGCCUAAUGAAGAAGACGAAGCUCGGCAGUUGUUAAUUUCUCAUCCACAGCUACAUUUGUUGUGGUCUUGCGCAACAGAUCUGUGUUUCCUUCACUUAUUCACACUGCAACUGAACAGCCAAUUCGCAUAUCAACCAGUUCGGAGCUCCGACAAUGGAGUCUGAAGGUGCAGCGGAGGGGACGUCACCGGUCCCUAGCCUUCUUCCUCUCGCCUCUGACUCCCAGCAGCCCUAUGUCUCUGAGCUCCUCUCGUUCACCCUGGAUCGUCUUCAUAAGGAACCAGAGCUGCUUCGGGUUGAUGCGGAGCGGAUUCGGAGGCAAAUGCAAGAGGUGGCGGUGGGUAAUUACCGAGCGUUCAUAUCUGCUGCCGACGCCUUGCUUGCUAUUCGUGACGAAGUCUCUUCUAUCGACAAGCAUCUUGAAACUCUGAUUAAUGAGGUUCCAAAACUGACAUCUGGAUGCACUGAGUUCAUAGAAUCUGCAGAGCAAAUUUUGGAGAAGAGGAAGAUGAAUCAAACAAUGCUAGCCAAUCAAAGCACUUUGCUUGAUUUGCUGGAAAUUCCUCAAUUGAUGGACACAUGUGUAAGGAAUGGGAAUUAUGAUGAAGCUUUAGAUUUGGAAGCAUUUGUUUGUAAACUCUCAACGAUGCAUCCAAAGCUGCCUGUUAUUCAAGCAUUGGCUGCAGAAGUUAGGCAGAUCACCCAAUCUCUUCUUUCACAACUUCUUCAAAAACUUCGAUCUAAUAUUCAGUUACCUGAAUGUCUCCGCAUUAUUGGAUAUUUGCGCCGGAUAGGAGUAUUUAGUGAGUAUGAAAUGCGAUUGCAGUUCUUGAGAUGCCGAGAGGCAUGGCUUACAGCUAUACUUGAGGAUCUGGAUCAGACAAAUCCAUAUGAAUACUUGAAAGGGAUGAUUAACUGUCACCGAAUGCAUCUAUUUGAUGUUGUCAAUCAAUAUCGAGCAAUAUUUGCUGAUGACACAUCAGGAAGUGAGGAAAAUUAUGAUGGUGGGCUUUUGUUUAGUUGGGCAAUGCACCAAAUUACAUCGCACCUCCAUACUCUGAAAGUUAUGCUUCCUAAGAUAACUGAAGGUGGAUCACUAUCAAAUAUUUUGGAUCAAUGCAUGUACUGUGCUAUGGGACUUGGUUGGGUUGGACUGGAUUUUCGGGGCUUACUUCCAUCACUUUUUGAAGAGGCAGUUCUUAACUUAUUCUCAAAAAAUAUGCAUACAGCAGUUGAGAAUUUUCAGCUGGUCUUGGAUUCACAUCGAUGGGUUCCCCUGCCAGCAGUUGGCUUUCCCGCAAAUACUGUUGGUGAAGAAACUCAGGAGGACGUCACUCCACCCUCUUAUUUGAUGGAACACCCACCUCUUGCUGUUUUUAUUAAUGGUGUAUCAGCGGCAAUGAAUGAACUGCGCCCCUGUGCCCCUCUAAGUUUGAAUCAUGUCCUUGCCCAAGAGGUGAUUAAGGGACUACAAGUUGUUUCAGACUCUUUGCUGAGAUACAAUGCCACUCGGGUACUCAGAGAAAAUGAGUCAGGACUUUUCCUCUCACUCUGUCGGGCAUUUGUAGAGGUUGCUUUUCCACAUUGUGCUACUUGUUUUGGGCGUUGUUAUCCUGGUGGAGCUGCUCUUAUCAUGGACGCAAAGAACGUUUAUGACGGAAUUAGCCGCCUAUUAGCUACCUCUUCCGCAAGGGAACUCCCAAAACCAGUGAAUAAUGGGGAACUGAAGAUCGCAACUGAGAAUGGGAACCUGCGAGCGGUGGAAAAUGGAGAAGCACCCGAAGCUGAACAAACUGAAGGUGAAGGCGCCAAUGCUGAUGAGGAGAACAAAAGCUCUGCUCUGCAGGCAGAUAUUACAGACACUAAUAUUGAAAAGACGACAUGAAUUGCCAAAAUUUUAGUAGUUCUAGUUGUAUUUUUUCCCCGGCAAAACUAUUGGGUUAUUUCUUUGUUUUAUCCCAAUACUCGUUUAAAUUGGGUCUGUAACUACUUUGUUGAAUAAUCUCAUACGAAUAGUUUAUAUACAAAGGAUUGUGUUGGAAGAAAGA
This is a messenger RNA of Neltuma alba, 2139 nucleotides long. RefSeq names its product conserved oligomeric Golgi complex subunit 8. The transcript has 12 exons. The record is from RefSeq and is a predicted model, not a curated record. Gene Ontology annotation, biological process: intra-Golgi vesicle-mediated transport. Bases 246 to 1976 code for a protein of 576 amino acids. Gene Ontology annotation, cellular component: COG complex. Lineage: Eukaryota; Viridiplantae; Streptophyta; Magnoliopsida; Fabales; Fabaceae.